Symbiodinium necroappetens is the source of this 1128-nucleotide messenger RNA. Lineage: Eukaryota; Dinophyceae; Suessiales; Symbiodiniaceae. The record is from the annotation of a GenBank genome assembly.
AUGGCCAACUUGCCCGCGGAUGUCCUGGCCGAGCUCAAGGAGACGGCCACGAAGCUGUGCGCUCCGGGCAAGGGGUUCUUGGCCGCCGACGAGUCAGCCGGACCAUGGCUCCGUGCCGGCCAUGCAGAGGCGGCAAAGAUCCCGGAUGUCAUUGAGAACAGGGCCGCCUACCGCUCCAUGUGCUUCUCCACCCCAGGACUCAGCGAGUACAUCAGUGGCGUCAUCCUCCACUGGGAGACCCUUUUCCAGGACGAUGCCAGUGGUAAGCCGAUGGUGGACAUCAUCACAGGCAACGGCAUGAUCCCCGGCAUCAAGGUGGACAAGGCCUACGACAAGAAGGGCAUGUGGGGCACGGAGGUUGGGCCCUUGGGACAUCCAGAGGUUUCCACCAAAGGCCUGGAUGACCUUCAGGAGCGUUGCGCGCAGGCUUACAAGAAAGGAGCCCGCUUCGCCAAAUGGCGCAAUGUGCUCCAGCUUGAUCCCAAGAAAGGACUGCCGAGCGACCUGGCCAUCAUGGACACCGUCCACACGCUGGCACGCUAUGCGUCCAUCUGCCAGAGUGAGCGCUUGGUGCCCAUCGUGGAGCCCGAGAUCGUGCCCAAUGGAGACCACGACAUUGACUACUGUUGCCAGAUGACGGAGAAGGUGUUGUCGGCCCAGUUCAAGGCCCUGGCCGACCACCACAUCUACUUGGAGGGUGCCGUGCUGAAGCCCAACAUGGUCAAGAACGGUCUCAAAGGUCCCAAGGCAAGUGCUGAGACCAUUGCCAAACUCACAGUGCAGACGCUUUUGCGCACGGUGCCAGUGGCCAUGCCAGGCAUUUUCUUCCUCUCUGGUGAGACGGCCCUGAACGAGGACAACGAGGAGGAGGCUACCAUCAACCUCAGCACCAUGCACAAGCUCUACCCGAACCUUCCAUGGCAUCUCUCCUUCUCCUAUGGCAAGGCAUUGCAGAAGACAUGCAUCGUCACUUGGUUGGGCAAGGCGGAGAACAAGGAGGCUGCGCAGAAGGCGCUAAAGGCCCGCUCCAACGCGAACUACGAUGCCGUCUUCGGGAAGUAUGUGAAGGGAUCCUGCGCCAGUGUGGGCACGGACGGUAAUGUGUUGCAGGCAGCCGGACCGUAUUAA